CAACAAAUAAUUCAACAACUCAAGUUGAAUUAUGGUUUAUUCUUGGAUGGACGUAGCAUAAGAUCAAGUAACGAAGCUAUUUUUGUUGAUGGCGAUUUAAAAAUAAAAUUUUUUAGAGGGGAGCCUAUUGUUUACACUAAUGUAAACGAUCCAAAGUCACUUACAAAUUUGCUCUCAUUCAACAACGAAAUCAACCUUUCACAUUUACAACAUUUCGACGUUUGUCUUAAUUUUCCAAUUGCUGAAUUCUCUUAUAAAGGUGAAUUGUUGAAAACGUUUUCAAAAUGUACAAAUGGUGACGACGAACAAGCAUAUGGACAUUUCUUUGCAAGGAAAGUUUUGGUUGGCGGUAAAUUAUUUAUCAAGAAUUUAAAUACGGCAAGUCCAAUACAAAUUGAUCUAGUACGGUCACUCUUAUCAUUGAUAUAUAACUCUGCUAAAUAUAAAUUAGAAAAUCCGUUAAACGAUGUAUCUGAAUGGGAUUAUUUUCCAGAGAUAGAAACUUCAAAUGGACUAGAGAUAAAAACUCUGAAAGAUUUGACAAUUUGGAUGCAUAACCUAUUUCAAAAGAAUAUGUUUGAUAUAGUUUCUUAUAAUGAUAUCGUUCCCGUUUCUCAACUAAGACAAUCAAUUGAUGUCUCGGAAACUUCCAAGGAAAUACAACCCGGAGUUUAUAAUUAUGAGAGCAAAUCAGGCUUUAAAGAGUGGGUCGGUGAUGCAGUGUACGUUAAUUUAACGAGAUGGGUUAAAGAUUUUCACCUACGUCAAGGUUUAAUAUUUAACAAGCACUUUGAAAUCGAUAUUAGCAAGGAAUUCGCCGUUAAUUUCAACAAGAUGCCUGAAAUUAAGCCGCUUGAUAAUUGUCAUAUGAAAAUGAUAAAACCGGCAACAAAUUUAGAAGAAUUUUUGAUAACAAAUAAUAUUUCCUCGGAUACAGAUAUGAAUUCCUCUCCAUUUAUUAACAAAUAUACUAAAGCUGAUAAUUUUAACAACAAAGAUUAUAUUCAUUUGGUAGUCAAGUAUGAACGAUAUGAAAUUAUUGUACCCAUGGCUUGCAUUAUUCCCUCAGAAAACCUUAAUCAAUAUAUAGAAAAGUCACUUAAUAGCAUGGAGCCAUUUAAAGCCUUACAAGAUACAUUUGACAAAUUUGGACAUUUAUUUCCACAAAGGAUUGUCUUGGGAAGAUCACUCAAGAAUAUUUUACCCGAUAUUUCUUUUAACAAUACUGAAAAUGUUGAUCUGGGAUCAUUAACAUUUGACAAUUUAAACUCACGUUUAAAUGUAAAUGUUUCAUACCUGUUAACGCAAGGUGGUGAUAUUAUCGAUACCGAUGGCGAAUUAUCUAGUUGGAUUCAAGAUAUCCAUACCAAACUUGAAAUUAUUGAACUUGAUCAAACAAUUUCCUUACACAAAAUUCUUUGCGCUGAGCGACAGAAAGAGAUAGAUAUUCUAUUAAAUAAGGAAAUUGACAAAAUUAUAAUGACCGGAGUUUCUGAUUUGAAAGAUUUAGACGGUAACAAUACCGAACACUACAAACGUAUAAAUAUAGAACCGAUAUUGAAUGAUAAAGAUUAUAAAGUAUUUGGAUCAAUAGUUUCAGGAGGCAAAAAGAUAGAUGAUUAUUUAGUAAAAUUUAAAUUCUAUGACGCCAAUGGAUUUUCCGCAAUGAUAAAAACUUCACGAAAAUCAAAGAUCGAUGUUAGAGAUUGUUUUAUUUUAUGGAUGAUAGUCGGGAAUCCUUUGAAAUUAUCGGUUUUUAGCCCAAAUAAUCGAGAAAUUCAAGUCGAACGCAUUAAAAAAUCCAUUAAUUAUCAACCAGACAAAUCUAUGUAUGAUGUUGAAACUCGUUUUCCUUUAUCUCAUGGAUGUAGUAUCCUCGUUAAUGCAUACCAUCCAUCAACAACUUUUGAUAUUAAGCUAUUAAAAUGGUCAAAGAAUUAUAUCACGUUUCAAAUAAAUGAAUCAAUGUAUAAUAAUAAUCAAAUUUUGAAAAGUUCAAAUUCAAAUAUAAUUUCCGAUAGUGACUCUGACUCUCAACAUGAGGAAGAUAACGACACAACCGUCGAUAUAGAUUUAGAUAUUUGUAUAUUACGUUCAGGUUACGGAAGUUUAAAGAUUGAUCAUGUGAAGAUAGAAUAUCCUUUAGAAUUAUUUGGACAUAGUUUACCACUUGAUGAUUCUAGGUCAAUUAAGGAUCGAAUGAUGAAAUGCAUAAACGAUAUAAUUGCACCUUUCAUACCUCUCGUAACUACUAUAACGAAUUUAACAAAAGACAUAGCGGAUGCAUAUGAGAAUGUUCAAUAUAACAAAAAAACUUGCGGGGCAUUAGUCACGAGAGUUGAGGCUGUAGAAGUUACAAUUAGAGGGUUGAUAAGACAAAGGGAGGAUAACUUGUAUAAGUUUUGUAAUCAGAAUUAUUAUAAUGCCUUUUCUAAAUUGACAAAUUGCCUAAAACAAAUUAAAGAAUUUUCUAGUGAUAUUUCCCAAUUAUCGAAAUUUAAAAAAUUUGUCUCAAGUGAGAACAUUAAAGAAACUUUUGAGAAGAUUAUAAAAGACUUUGAUAAUUAUUCGAUUCAUUUAAAUUUGGCUCGAUCUAUUACAAAUGAACAAUUGAUUUCAAUUUUAAGUUCUGAUAUUAUCGAAAUGAAGAAAUUUCUAGACAAUAUUGAAGGUGGUAUUACAUAUAUGAUGAAUCAUACCACCGUUUUACAUGUUCAAAAUAAUAAAAAGAUCGCCGUUAAAGUUAAUAAUAUUGAAGAACAGAAUGACAAAAUUAUUAAACAAAAUAACGAACUCCUAGAAUACAAGGCGGGCAAGGACAAACGUAAACUUAAUUUUACUCCGCUUAACGGGGAAAUUGAUAAUAUUCGUUAUCUGAAUGAACCCACCAAUAAAAGUUCAAAAUUUGAAACUGAAUCUAAUAUUAUUGGACAAAUUGAAGCUUCGAAAUUGAAGGAUGCUGCGGAACCCAAUAGACGCAAAGUGGAGAUUUUGCAUCAUGAUAUUAGGUGUGAGAACGUGUUAAUUACCGAAAAAAUGCAACCCAAACUAUGCAAUUUCAAAUUCUCUCGUGAAUUUAAUGCUACCACCAGUCCAAUUGAUGAUAUGAAAGAUAUUAUACAUUGGUUGGCUCCUGAAAAAUUAGAACAUAUAUCUCCGGAUAAAGAUUCGAAAGCGAAUAAAGCUUGUAGUUAUACCAUUCAAUGUGAUAUUUUCAGCUUUGUGAUGCUUCUUUGGGAACUUGGCUUUCAGAAAAAGCCAUAUGAAAACAUGAGCAUAUCUGAAAUACAAAAGCAUGUUCAAAAAGGUGAUCGAGAAACUAUAUCGUGUCUUGAUCCAAUUCAAACAGAGUAUUAUGAAAUUAUUCAACUUGGUUGGGUACAAGAACCAUCAUUACGUCCAGGAAUUCAACAAAUUUUCAAUAUGCUACAAAGAUUAUAUGAAAAACAUGUCUUAAAGAGUUCUGAUGAGGAUAUACCAAAUUUCUCAAUUUCGGAUCAUAAUUCUAUUAUACCAUUAACUCCAUUCACUCCAUUCAAAGAAGGUUUGAUGGGUUUUGAAAAGGAUCAGCAAAAGGGCAUUCAAUAUUUAAAAUUGGCUGCUUUCAAAGGACAAUCAAAAGCAAAAGAGAUUUUGAAACAAUAUGAUAGUUAA
Messenger RNA from Funneliformis caledonium, 3654 nucleotides. Lineage: Eukaryota; Fungi; Glomeromycota; Glomeromycetes; Glomerales; Glomeraceae. The record is from the annotation of a GenBank genome assembly.